UUGGUAUAGUUUGAGGGAGGCUUCAUUUAGUGAUCAGCUAAGAGAGAAUUCACAGUGAUACGGGUUAGACUAUUUUUUUGCCAUGCUACAGUGAUCUGCGAAGGAAAUAAUAUUAUUUAUUUAAGCUUCAGGGUGUUACAGCGUUCUUGGUGGAGUGGUUGGCAGUUUCAAACAAGAUGAAGAAAGUACCAGUACCAGAGUUUCAAGAAGACUUCUACAUCCCCAUCCCUUUAGAUAUCAACAACAUCUCAGCUUACAGCCCUUUUUUGGUCCCCCAAGACCACCUGGGAAACCAAGGCGUAUUCAUAGCCAUGGCUCUCUUUAUGUUUUUUAUUUUCGUCGGAGGGACUUCGAUCAACAUCCUUACCAUUGUUUGCACAAUUCAAUUCAAGAAACUCAGAUCGCACCUUAACUAUAUUCUUGUGAACCUUGCCAUUGCCAACCUGUUUGUGGCCAUUUUUGCUUCCCCAUUGUCGUUCUACUCGUUCGUUAAUAGAUACUUCAUCUUCGGGGCGACAGCAUGUAAAAUUGAGGGCUUCCUUGCAACACUUGGAGGAAUGGUGAGUUUGUGGUCUCUUGCUGUAGUGGCAUUGGAAAGGUGGCUGGUCAUUUGCAAACCCCUUGGCAACUUUACCUUCAAAACCCCUCAUGCCAUAGCUGGUUGCAUACUUCCUUGGAUUAGUGCAUUGGCAGCUUCACUCCCUCCGCUGUUUGGCUGGAGCCGGUACAUACCUGAAGGUUUGCAGUGCUCCUGUGGACCCGACUGGUAUACCACUAACAACAAAUACAACAACGAAUCCUAUGUCAUGUUUCUGUUCGGCUUCUGCUUUGCAGUUCCUUUUAGCACCAUCGUGUUCUGUUAUGGUCAACUGCUCAUUACACUCAAAUUGGCAGCCAAAGCUCAAGCAGAUUCUGCUUCGACCCAGAAGGCAGAGAGGGAGGUGACAAAGAUGGUGGUGGUGAUGGUUUUCGGCUUCUUGUUAUGCUGGGCACCAUAUGCUAGCUUUUCUCUCUGGAUAGUUUUCCACCGUGGUGAAGCUUUUGAUCUGAGAAUGGCUACCAUACCAUCCUGCCUUUCUAAAUCCUCUACAGUGUACAAUCCUGUCAUCUAUGUCUUAAUGAACAAACAGUUCCGGUCCUGCAUGAUGAAGAUGGUCUGUGGCAAAAAUAUUGAGGAAGAUGAGGCUUCUUCUUCAUCUCAGGUCACCCAGGUCUCCUCUGUUGCACCAGAGAAAUAAACCCACUCUUAAUGUAACCUCCUCCUGUGGACAGAACGACUUUGGAAUGUGAAAAACAGUGUUACAAUGAUUGUAAAUAAUAAACAUAGACACAAUAGGGAUUUUUGAUUUUAAUGUCAAAAUUUUUUUUUUGUAACUUGGCUUACUGAAGUGGUAGAAUGAGUAGAAAAUCAUUAAUAUCAAUACAAAUGUACAAUACAUUUAAAGAAAUAAAGAAUGUGUUGUUAAA
Carassius gibelio (silver crucian carp) is the source of this 1467-nucleotide messenger RNA. Its product is annotated as blue-sensitive opsin-like. The transcript has 5 exons. The record is from RefSeq and is a predicted model, not a curated record. Gene Ontology annotation, cellular component: photoreceptor outer segment; membrane. Gene Ontology annotation, biological process: visual perception; G protein-coupled receptor signaling pathway; phototransduction. Lineage: Eukaryota; Metazoa; Chordata; Actinopteri; Cypriniformes; Cyprinidae. Gene Ontology annotation, molecular function: G protein-coupled receptor activity. Bases 177 to 1238 code for a protein of 353 amino acids.